Molecule: messenger RNA, 1224 nt
Organism: Oncorhynchus mykiss (rainbow trout)
Lineage: Eukaryota; Metazoa; Chordata; Actinopteri; Salmoniformes; Salmonidae
Source: RefSeq, a predicted model, not a curated record
UGAUAUAUUGUUUGUUUUGCGUUUGAAGUGCUUCUAGAUUAUGAAAAGCGCUAUAUAAAUGUAAUACAUUAUUUUUCCGAGUUCCCAGUUUUUUGGAACGCGGCAUCAAUCCCAUGUUUAACCUAGGUUUAGUAACGUCAUUGUUCUAUUCCUCCUCGUCAUAACGUUCAACGUCACGAAAUUAGCAUUAGCAACAAGGCGAACAGAUUUGAUAGAAUUGCAUAGUUUUGCUGCCAUACAAAGGGCAGGCAUAGGCUAGCUUGAACUGUCAUCCAAAUUUAGAGUUUGGAGGAAUCUUAAACCGUGACAAUGAAAUUCCUGUAUAAAGAGGAGCACCCAUUUGAGAAGAGAAGAUCGGAGGGGGAAAAGAUCAGGAAGAAGUACCCUGAUAGAGUGCCAGUGAGUUGCUGCUAACUAGCUAGCCAAUGCUUGCGAAAUGCUAACCGCAUCGCUUGUCACCCACACACAACACAAUAACAAAGAGAGGAACUUCAGGACAUCGACAGUGUUGGUGAUAGUGGAGAAAGCCCCCAAAGCCAGAAUUGGUGAUUUGGACAAGAAGAAAUAUCUUGUACCCUCUGAUCUUACAGUGGGACAGUUCUACUUCCUAAUACGGAAGAGGAUUCACCUGCGGGCAGAGGACGCCCUUUUCUUCUUUGUCAACAAUGUCAUUCCUCCCACCUCAGCCACCAUGGGACUACUUUACCAGGAACACCACGAAGAGGACUUCUUUCUUUACAUUGCCUACAGUGACGAGAGUGUCUACGGAAACAGCCAAACGAAAGUCUAGCUAACCACCUUUCAGCACAUCUGCAGUCUGACUCUGCAUCGUCACAAAGAUAAAUAAAAGCAAUUUAGUUGCCACCAGAUUAAUCUUUUAAUGCACUUUCAAACCCCCUUUCCCCUUUUAAAGCUAAAAUCCUUAAUUGAAACGAUAAAACGACCAUCCCGCCUCUGUUUUGGUAAAAAGCGACGGGAUGGACCUGUGGAAAUGUAACCACUCUCAAAUUCAUAGACCGAGCUAUUGAUGCAAGGACUGACCAUGCAUGAUGUCAAAAUUAUAGUUAACAAUAUUUUGAGGCUAUACAGUAGUUUUUUUAAACGUUGUUUACCAACAUUGGAGUAAAACUAGCUUCUAUUUUGGGUUCAACAGUUGAACUAAGCUCAUGAGGCAUUUAUAAGUUAUAUUUUUCAAGAAUCAAUGGGUAUAUAUAAUUUAUUAUU